Molecule: messenger RNA, 3104 nt
Organism: Myotis davidii
Lineage: Eukaryota; Metazoa; Chordata; Mammalia; Chiroptera; Vespertilionidae
Gene: ARHGAP17
Product: Rho GTPase activating protein 17
Biological process (GO): regulation of Rac protein signal transduction; positive regulation of GTPase activity; regulation of actin cytoskeleton organization
Cellular component (GO): cytoplasm; intracellular anatomical structure; cytosol
Molecular function (GO): protein binding; GTPase activator activity
Source: RefSeq, a predicted model, not a curated record
CUGAGAAAACAGAAGUCCUCAGUGAAGAUCUGCUACAGAUCGAACGGCGCCUGGAUGCAGUGCGGUCCAUGUGCCACCACUCUCACAAGCGCCUGGCAGCAUGCUUCCAGGGCCAGCAUGGCACGGACGCCGACAAGAGACACAAAAAGCUCCCUCUGACGGCUCUCGCUCAGAACAUGCAAGAGGCAUCGACACAGCUAGAGGACUCUCUCCUGGGGAGGAUGCUGGAGACGUGUGGAGAUGCUGAGAAUCAGCUGGCUCUCGAACUCUCUCAGCACGAGGUCUUUGUUGAGAAGGAGAUUGUGGACCCGCUGUGUGGCAUAGCAGAGGUGGAGAUUCCCAACAUCCAAAAACAGAGGAAACAGCUUGCCAAGUUGGUGUUAGACUGGGACUCAGUCAGAGCCAGGUGGAACCAGGCUCACAAAUCUUCAGGAACCAACUUUCAGGGGCUUCCAUCAAAAAUAGACACCCUGAAGGAAGAGAUGGACGAAGCCGGGAAUAAAGUAGAACAGUGCAAGGACCAGCUGGCAGCAGAUAUGUACAGCUUCAUGGCCAAAGAGGGGGAAUACAGCAAGUUCUUUGUCACGUUAUUAGAAGCCCAAGCAGAUUACCAUAGAAAAGCAUUAGCAGUCUUAGAAAAGGCCCUUCCCGAAAUGCAAGCCCAUCAAGAUAAGUGGGCGGAGAAGCCAGCCUUCGGGACGCCAUUGGAGGAACACCUGAAGCGGAGUGGCCGCGAGAUCGCGCUGCCCAUCGAAGCCUGUGUGAUGCUGCUGCUGGAGACGGGCAUGAAGGAGGAGGGCCUUUUCCGAAUUGCGGCUGGGGCCUCCAGAUUAAAGAAGCUGAAAGCUGCCUUAGACUGUUCUACUUCUCACCUGGAUGAGUUUUAUUCAGACCCCCAUGCUGUAGCAGGUGCUUUGAAAUCCUACCUGCGGGAGCUGCCCGAGCCGCUGAUGACCUUCCAGCUGUAUGAAGAAUGGACGCAAGUUGCCAGUGUGCAGGAUCAAGACAAAAAACUUCAAGAUUUAUGGCGAACAUGUCAGAAGUUGCCACCACAAAAUUUCGUUAACUUUAGGUAUUUAAUCAAGUUCCUCGCAAAGCUUGCUCAGACCAGUGACAUCAACAAAAUGACUCCCAGCAACAUUGCCAUUGUCUUAGGCCCUAACUUGUUAUGGGCCAGAAAUGAAGGGACGCUGGCUGAGAUGGCAGCCGCCACCUCCGUGCAUGUGGUUGCGGUCAUCGAACCCAUCAUUCAGCACGCCGACUGGUUCUUCCCUGGAGAGGUGGAAUUUAAUGUGUCAGAAGCAUUCGUACCUGUUGCCCCCCCAAACUCCAACCACUCAUCCCACACUGGAAAUGACUCUGACUCGGGGACCCUGGAGAGGAAGCGACCUGCCAGCAUGGCGGUGAUGGAAGGGGACUUGGUGAAGAAGGAGAGCUUUGGUGUGAAGCUUAUGGACUUCCAGCCCUACCGGCGGGGUGGCACCCUAAAUAGAAAGCACGUAUCCCCUGCUUUCCAGCCGCCACUCCCGCCCACAGAUGGCAGCACCUUGGCUCCUGCGGGCCCAGAGCCCCCUUCCCAGAGCUCUAGGGCUGAAAGCAGCGCAGGGGGUGGGCCUGUUCCCUCCUCUGCGUGCGCACUGGAGCAGGGGCCGAGCCCAGGCGACAGCAGUCCUCCCAAGCCCAAGGACUCUGCAGCUACGGCUGUGCCCACGCUGGCGCCGGGAAGAAACAGCAUUCAGGUGGCCAGUGGCCAAAGCCAGGGGCAGGGGCAGCCCCCUGCCGGCUCCCAUCAGCUCUCUGUCAGCCCAGCGCACAGCUCCACUGGCUCCAGUCCUCAUACUUUGCGGCGAGCUGUUAAGAAACCUGCUCCAGCACCCCCGAAACCAGGAAACCCACCUCCUGGCCAGCCCGGGGGCCAGAGUGCCCCAGGCACAGCGCAGCAGGCACCCAGCUUGUCACUGAAGCCAGCCACUGGAAGUCCGUCUCCUCCUGUCCCGCACGCGGGCCCAGCCCCCGGGCAGCCGUGCGCCACCUCACAGCUGUGUGGGCCCCGGAGAGCCUCAGGCAGCCUGGCUCCGAUGCAGGCACCCAGUCACCCUCCACCGCAGCCCCCCACGCAGGCGCCGCAGUCACAGGCCAGACCGGGGGAGCAGGGACUGGAGCAGCCCCCACACACCCCAAGCCAGCCGCAGCACCCUGCAGCGGGCCACCCUGAGACUGCGCAGCCACAUGCCGGGACCUUACCGAGACCGAGACCAGUACCGAAGCCCAGGAACCGACCCAGCGUGCCCCCACCCCCACACCCUCCUGGGGCCCACCCAGCGGCGGAUGGCAGCCUCUCCAGCGCAGUGCCUACUGCCUCCAAAAUAGUGACGGACGCCAACUCGAGGGUGUCAGAGCCGCUUCGCAGCGUCUUUCCUGACCUGCCCUCAGACUCAGACAGCAAAGACGUGCCCGGCCGCCUCUUGUUGGACAUGGACACUGAUACAGAAAGCACCGCCCUGUGAAGAAGGCCCCGCCGCGGCUCUUCCUCCCUGAGAGGGAACAGGGCAGCGGGCGGAUCUCUGCAGACCAAACAGUGAGCAGCUUUCGCGGCAGGCAGAGGACCUGGCCCGCAGGACUUCGCCUGUCAGCCAGCGCAGUGCUGCCACGGAAGCUGAAUGACCUGUGUCUCGAGGAACUUGGCUUUCUUUACGUGGGAAAGCCAUCACGCCAAACAAACCAGGCAAGCCCAGAGGAGGCAGCGCUCUUGCCGCGCUCCUCACUUCAUCAGUGCGGCCCUGGCGGCCACUCGGGGUGAAGCAGAAGCAGCGCGUACUGUCCCUUUAAUAACACGUUCACUAUGCAACUGGCCUCCUCCCGCUCCUUGGACCUUCUCUUGGCAUGAAGUGCGGCCUGUCUCAACCCUCACCAUGAGCGUCGAUGGUGGCUGCUGGAUCCGCCACCUCGGCCAACUGGAUGCACUGUGCCUUGUUGGAUUGCCAGGAUGUAGAAAGAAAUGUACUGUUCUUUAAAAACAAUGUAAUUGCUACUUGAUAAGGACCGACAUUAUUCUAGUUUCAUGUUUAAUUUGAAUUAAAUAUAUUCUAUGGUUUAUAUGAAAA